Mytilinidion resinicola is the source of this 1124-nucleotide messenger RNA. RefSeq names its product NAD(P)-binding protein. The transcript has 6 exons. The coding region runs from base 29 to 982 and encodes 317 amino acids. The record is from RefSeq and is a predicted model, not a curated record. NCBI's taxonomy places the organism in Eukaryota, Fungi, Ascomycota, Dothideomycetes, Mytilinidiales, Mytilinidiaceae.
CAAGACCCACAGUGUCUAUCCAGAGAAAAUGGUCAAGAUUGCUAUUGCAGGUGGCUCCGGCAACGUUGCACAAGAGAUCAUUGAUGUCCUCGUUGCUAGCAAGAAGCACGAGAUUUUGCUUCUAUCUAGAAAUGAUGCUCCGGCCGGCUCGGUCGUCAAGGGUGUAACAUGGAUCAAGGCAAACUACGAAGACCCCGAGCAGUUGGCGCAAAUUCUGCAGGGAGUGCACACUGUGCUCUCAUUCGUAGCCAUUUCGGGGGAUGCAGCGAGCACCAUCCAAAGGAACCUCAUCGAUGCCGCAAUCCUAGCUGGUGUGAAGCGCUUUGCACCCAGCGAGUGGUCCACGUCCGGCCUUAAGCACCUCAGCUGGUACGCGUACAAAGCUGAAGCUCGCCAAUACCUCAAAGAGCUGAACAAGGACAAGAAGGUUCUCGAAUACAGCCUCUUCCAACCAGGCUUAUUCCUCAAUUACUUUACAAGCCCCUAUAAGUCGUCCAAACACCUCCACGCAAUGGAGAUCCCUUUCGACUUCAACAACCGCCGAGCUCUUGUGCUGGAUGGCGGCGAUGACGACCGUAUCACUAUCACCACCGUGCAGGAUCUCGCCAAUGUAGUCGCGAAAGCGAUCGACUUUGAAGGCGAGUGGCCUGUUGUCAGUGGCAUCAGAGGCGUCGACAUGUCCGUUAGAGAAGUCAUUGCUCUGGGAGAGAAAAUCCGCGGCGCACCUUUUGCAAUUGAGAAAUUGAAAACCAGUGAGCUCGAAAGCGGGGAGUGGAAGACGUCGUGGAUUCCGAGGCUCGACCACCCUUCCAUCCCAGUCGAGCAGGUUGACAUAUUCUCGAGGAUCAUUGUCGCUGGGGUUUUGUUGGCUAUCUCGGCCAAGGGCUACACUUGCUCGGACGAGUGGAAUCAGUUGCUGCCAGACUACAAGUUUACGAAUCCCGAAGAGUUUUUCACCGAGGCUUGGCGUGGUAAGCAGUAGAUAGGAAAUUUAACGUCUCUUGGGCGGUAAGAGAGAUAGUAAGGGGAGCGGAGAGGCGUGGGAGGCUUGCUUUUUGCUGUUCCGGAUCUGCGAAGUAGCUCGAAUGUAAAAGUUGUCAGAGAAUAAGAGUUGCCCUGAAUAC